Molecule: messenger RNA, 1832 nt
Organism: Saccostrea cuccullata (small rock oyster)
Lineage: Eukaryota; Metazoa; Mollusca; Bivalvia; Ostreida; Ostreidae
Exons: 1
Coding region: 27-1706 (559 amino acids)
Biological process (GO): negative regulation of translation; proteasome-mediated ubiquitin-dependent protein catabolic process; protein polyubiquitination
Molecular function (GO): protein binding; zinc ion binding; translation repressor activity
Source: RefSeq, a predicted model, not a curated record
GUCAUCUGAUUUUUUGACCCCCAGUGAUGGACCCCCUGGACAGAGCUCAAGUACUUCUCCUCUGUGACCUGUGUCAAACAGCUGCAUUACAGAGUCAUUGCGAACUUUGUCAGAUUAACCUGUGUAAGGCCUGUGUAGGGGAGCAUCUCUCUGAUUCAUCUAAAAGACACAAAGUUGUGCCAUACAAACACAGAAAAUCUACGCCUAACGUUAACUACCCAAAAUGCCCAUACCACACUCAGAAACAUUGUGAACUCUACUGUGAGAAAUGUGACAUUCCUCUCUGUUCUACCUGCAUAUCCUCUGAUAAACAUCAUGGGCAUACAUUUACAGAUAUCUUACAGAAACCCAGCUUCGUUCAAGAAAUUUUGAACAAGGAUUUGAAAGAAUUAGAAAACAGAAUACAUCCAACAUAUGAAGAAAUAGCAUCAGAUUUAAAUUCUGAAAAAUUCAAUUUGGAAAAACAUUAUGAGAAACUGACAACAGCUGUCACCAAACAAGGAGAAGACUGGCGCAGAGAAAUAUACAUCAUUGUCAAUAAAAAGAAAUCUGAAAUUGAUGAGAUGAAAACUAAACACCUGGCUGCUCUAAAUAAACAGGAAAAAGAAAUCAAGAAGAUUACUUAUGAUGUAAAACAGUGCAUAUAUGAUCUGAAGAAAUUAAUACAUUCAAAUGAUGUCUCCCUAGCCUCUACAUACAAAACCAGAAAUGCUGAAUUCAGAAGUUUACCUCCUAAAAUCAAGGUUUCAACACCAAGUUUCUCUCCCCAUCCGAUCAACACAGAAAAGCUCCAUCAAAUGUUUGGUUCUCUGUCAGCAUUAUCCAUUACAACAGAAGAACAUGGCUACACAAUGAAGACACAAGAAGCUGUGUCUUGUCCUCCAGUCAAACCACUGCUUGAUGAACCAGAGCUCAUCACCACAAUAGACACUGGGUAUAAAUCACUAUACAGUGUUACCUGUAUCAGUGAUGAAGAAAUCUGGACACGUGGAGACGACACAAUCAUGAAACUCUACAACCUCCAGGGCAAACUACUAAAGUCAAUUCAAUCCAAGUCUGGGAACAUACCAUGUGACAUAGCAGUGACAAGAGGUGGAGAUCUAGUUUAUACUGACUCUAAGACAAUAACUGUAAAUAUAGUGAAGAAUAAAAAGAUACAGGAAGUGAUCAGACUACAGGGGUGGAUACCUUUAAAUGUCUGUAGUACCUCCUCUGGUGACCUCCUGGUUACCAUGCUCAGUAAUGAUUAUAAACAAUCAAAAGUUGUCCGUUACUCUGGCUCCACUGAGAAACAAACCAUUCAGUUUGAUAGUGAAGGUAAACCUCUGUAUUCAAAUGAUUACUUUAACAGAAUUAAAUACACUAGUGAGAACAGGAACCUGGAUAUCUGUGUUGCUGACUACAGAGCCCGUGCAGUAGUGGUGGUUAAUCAGGCAGGAAAACUCCGAUUUAGAUACACUGGUCAUCCCUCUACUACCAAGGGAUCAUUUAGACCAGUCGGCAUCACAACGGACAGCAAGAGUCAGAUCCUGACAGCAGACAGUGACAACAAUUGUAUUCACAUCCUAGAUCAGGACGGACAGUUCCUCCGUUACAUUGAUAACUUUGAUCUUGUAUAUCCAUGGGGUUUAUGUGUAGACACCAGAGACAACCUCUUUGUGGCUGAGUCGAGCAGUUGUAAAGUGAAGAAAAUCAAAUACAUGUAAUCAAUGUGUUUUAAAUAAUGACAUGUUUGUGAGAGAAAUUUUUCCAGUAGCCAAAAUAACAAGAUGUAGUUUAAUUCAAAUUCUAUUGUUCAUGUGUGUGUGUGAAAAUAUUUUCAAUGCUAUUAU